AGAGGGAGCGCAGACAUGAAAACGGUGCUGUGCCGAAAGUGGGCACGCGCCGUGCAGUCGUUCAGGACUCGGCGUGGCUUCAGCUUAAUUAGAUUGGAGGUCGGGUGGCCAUGGGGAGAGAUGAAUGUGAACUGGCUUCCCUUUGGUUGCUGCAUGCGCCUGCGGAGAGCCCAGAGAUGGAGGCAGCGCGGACCGGCUCGAUUCGAGGUGCGGGGGGAGACCGAGGAGCUGAGGAACAGCUUCAUCAUCCUCUUCUCACCCAGGCGUGCGUCAUGCCUGCUCAGACUGCUGGGCCCAGGAAUGGAGGAGACGAUUUGGGAGCAGUACACUGUGACUCUACAAAGGGACGCUAAGAUGGGCUUUGGAAUUGCUGUGUCUGGGGGCCGAGACAAUCCUAACGUGGAAAACGGAGAAACGUCCAUCAUUGUGUCAGACGUUCUGCAAGGAGGACCAGCCGAUGGACUGCUCUUCGAGAAUGAUCGCGUUAUAUUGGUCAACUCCAUCCCCAUGGAUAAUGUGCCUCAUUCUUUUGCUGUGCAACAACUUCGAAAAUGUGGGAAAGUGGCCAAAAUAACUGUAAAGAGGGCUCGCAAGGUGCCUGUCCUCAAGCGUCCCCCGUCCCCAAGUGUGGACAGCCGCGACUACAACAUAUCCAGCUACUACCCUGAGGACAACCGCAGCGUUCACAGUGACCCCGACUCCGAUUAUCUCCGGGGAAAUGGCGGCCUUAGCAUCCCCCGUGACCGGGAUCGUGACCGCAGCCUUGACAAGAGCCGGAAAGACUACUUGGAACCAGAUUACCGGAGUUACGACUCCCGGAGAGAGCGGAGCAGAGGCAGGAGCACGGAGAGAUCACCCAGCUCGGAUGGCGGCUACCGAAGGGACGGCAGCCGGGGUCGGACGCUGGAGCGUGGGUCCAGCCCGGAGCCUUCCUAUCAGAGGCAGCACAGCAGAGGCCGUGGGGGAGGAGGUAGCCCUGUCGGAAGUUACGGGAGGGACCAGGGAUACGACACGCGGAGGUAUGACUCUCGGCCGGAUGAGAGGAUGCUAAGAAGUCACAGCAGGGACCGGCUACAGGAUAACUCACCGUCUCCCAGCAGAGAUCGAGUCAGGGGAGGAGACCGUCAUAACCUUGAGCCACUAGAGCCGCCUGUUAAUGUAAUGCUGGUGAAAAACAGGCCCAAUGAAGAGUACGGUCUUCGAUUGGGCAGCCAGAUCUUCAUUAAGGAGAUGACCAGCACGGGAUUGGCUGCCAGAGAUGGGAAUCUUCAGGAAGGUGACAUCAUUCUUAAGAUAAACGGAACGGUCACUGAGAAUCUCUCUUUAAGCGAUGCCGGCAAGCUGAUUGAAAAAUCACGAGGCAAACUGCAACUGGUGGUCCAACGAGACCAUAGACAGGUCCUGGUGCGCAUUCCUGCUCUGGCGGACAGCGACUCUGAGCCUGAUGAUAUCUCUGAGAUGGAGUCAUAUCAUUCCUACUCACCACAAGAUGACCAACGGUCGCGUCAGUCCGACCUUUCCUCACAUUCUUCUAAUGAUGUGGCACGAGAGAACGCCAGGGAGGAACAUCAAAGCCGAUUGGUCAAGAUACCUGUGACAUCAUCUCCUUACAAAACGCCAGAUCCACCUCCAGCUCUGGAGAGAGAAGAGCCACGUGAGGAAGAGCCACCUCCAGCAUUAAAGACAACCCCCAAAAUCCUGCUCAGACCCAGCCCGGAGGAUGAAGCUGUUUACGGGCCCAACACAGUGAUGGUAAGCUUCCAGAAAGGAGAGAGUGUGGGACUGAGGCUGGCUGGAGGAAAUGAUGUUGGGAUAUUUAUAGCAGGAGUUCAGGAGGGCAGUCCAGCUGAAGAAGAAGGUCUCCGUGUGGGAGAUCAGAUCAUGAAGGUGAAUCAUGUUGACUUUCGGGGCAUCGUGCGAGAGGAGGCUGUGCUCUUCCUGCUAGAGAUCCCGCGGGGGGAUGUCGUGACCAUUCUGGCACAGAAUAAAUUGGAGGUGUACGAAGACAUCUUGGUGUCUGGUCGAGGAGACUCGUUUUUCAUCCGAACACACUUCGAGUACGAGAAGGAGCUUCCUCAGUGUCUGGCUUUCUCCCGAGGUGAGAUCUUCAAGGUGGUGGACACCCUAUACGACGGCAAACUGGGAAACUGGCUGGCUAUCCGCAUGGGCAAAGACAAACAGCUGCUGGAGAAGGGCAUUAUUCCCAACAAGAGCAGGGCGGAGCAGAUGGCUAAUGUCCAGAACUCGCAUAAUAAAAGUUCAGGAAGUGACAGGGCAGACUUCUGGAGGCUACGUGGUCAGAGGGCGGCGAAGAAGAAAGAUCUGCGGAAGAGCCGAGAGGAAAGUUCUGCAGCUGUCUCGACCCGAUUCCCUGCUUAUGAGAGGGUGGUGCUCAGGGAAGCUGGAUUCCGGAGGCCGGUGGUGUUAUUUGGACCAAUCGCAGAUGCUGCCUGUGAAAAGUUGGCCACGGAGCUUCCAGAUGAGUUUGUUAUUGCCAAAACAGAACCCAAAGACGCAGGGUCAGAAAAAUCAUCCGGGGUGGUUCGUCUAAACACUAUUCGACAGAUCAUUGAACAGGACAAACACGCCCUACUGGACGUCACCCCUAAGGCUGUGGACACCCUAAACUACACCCAGUGGUACCCCAUUGUCAUCCUGUUCAACCCGGAUAGCAAACCAGGAGUGAAGACGAUGAGACAGCGAAUUAUUCCCAGCUCGAACCGCAGUGCCCGUAAACUCUACGACCAGGCUCUGAAGCUCAGGAAAACCUGUUUGCACCUGUUUACUGCUGUUAUUGAUCUGAAUUCGGCUAAUGAUGCCUGGUAUGGCAGUUUAAAGGAGACCAUACGAGAGCAGCAGACCCAAGCUGUAUGGGUCUCAGAGGGGAAGCUGGACGGGACGGAGGCGGAUCUUGAUCUUCACGACGACCGCAUGUCGUAUCUCUCGGCGAUGAGCGCCGACUAUCUAAGCAUGGACAGCCGUCUGGCCAGCGACUACGAUGACACGGCGGACGAGGGCGGGGCUUACACCGAUAACGAACCGGACGAGCCGCUGGACCGCCAGCGGGUGUCGGCCAUUAGCCGCUCCUCUGAGCCAGUCAUGCCAGAGGAGAUCCUCAGGAAGUCCAGCCCAGAGAUUCGGGGUCGUAUCCGCAGGGCUAGCAGCAAAGAGAUGCUGAGCGAAGCCAGUCCCCCCAUAAUGUCCAGUUUCCUGCCUGACCCCGCAAGGGUAAAAAUGCUGUCUCAAGGCGAGACGCCGCGGGUGCAAUACGACCCCUGUCGAAACUACGACUCUCGUUCGAGCAGUCCCGCAAGCAGCGAUCACCCCCGCGGCCAGGACUCUCCGGCAAAAACCAAACCUCCGCCUCCUCCCACUGCACUCAAACCUAUCUUGGCAUCCCGUGGCUCCAGAGGCGUCGCGAACAGCCCACCGGUGCAGGACACCCAGCCCAUGGAGAAGAGUCCCGAUGAUCCUUCAAAGAGAUCAUUCAUGGGCAAAGUGAAGGCCUUCGAGCAGAUGGAUCACAUCGCUCGCUCACAAAGAGUUAUGGAGCUCCAAGAGGCCCAAAAUGCCCGAGUAGAAAUUGCUCAGAAACAUCCAGACAUCUAUGCUGUCCCUAUGAAAUCUCAGAAACUGGACCACAACAGGCCACAACCUAUUGGCUCCAGUGCCCGACCGGAGCCCCAAACCCCUCCUAGCAAGCUGCCAUACAUAGAGAGCCGCCCGUUCGGCCCCGGCGAAGAGCCUGCGGAGGACAUCCGACGGCAGAUGACUGAGAAGACCAAGCGUGGUUAUUAUACCAACACACAACAGUAUCAGGACACCGAGCUGUAGAGUUUCUCUGCUUCGGCUCACCGCACAGCUUCACCAUUCCACUGGGGCGCGCCCCGCACCAAAACUGCUGCUGACUUGGAAGCCUUUUUGCUUUUAAAUUUCCACGCAUAUUUUUAUUUUUCACUUCAAAGAAGUUCAACUUUCUGUCCGUGUGGAUAGGAUUUUAUUUUGCCUCACCUUUUCUUUCUUUUAUAUGCAUUAGUUGUGUUUAUUCUUUGUGAUCCAUGUUUUCUUGCCUAUGCAAACGUUUCACAAACUUGCCACGAGUUUUUCUUCGCCCCAUGAAAACCUUAAACCCGUCGUGUGCUACAGACCAGCUUUUUAACGUUCUUUUUCUAAGCCUAAUAAAGCAAAACGUCUCAGACUCUUUUAAAAAGAAAGUCACAAUUUGAGGUUUAUACUGUCUUUGCAUUCCUUCAUUUAUGAUCAUGUGAUGUAUGUGUGUGUGUGUGUAUGUGAUGUAAGACGAUACACUGGAUUUUGUUACACUGUUUUGAAGUGCCUUUUACUUCAUGAAUAAUGUUGGAGGUUUGUGGACUUGACAAUCCAUCCCUCUGGACAAUAUUUUGCUGCUUACAGCUCCAAGGAGAAACAGGGAAAAAUUGACACCAAAACCCUUAAUACACCGUGCGUCGCUCACCCGUAACCUCAGCGUAGCAACAGCAAUGAAAGAUGAACCCUGUUUCCAAAGGGACACUUCACAAAUUCGGUUGAUGUUGAUAGGUUUGAGUUUUAACUGCUGUUGUUAUAUGAUUUGUCUUAUUUCAUACCCAUGCAUCAUCACGUAUUCGUUCAAAGUGCUUCUAAAACUCGUGGAUUAUAUUUUGAUGGCUUCCACUACUUGUUUGAGAAUAUAGCCUGGACGUUCCUGUUCAGGUCCGCUGUGGAUUUUCACUCUACUACACCAAAUAAAUGAACUAUAUUGACAUUGUUAAUUUAGUUUGUG
Misgurnus anguillicaudatus (oriental weatherfish) is the source of this 4780-nucleotide messenger RNA. The record is from RefSeq and is a predicted model, not a curated record. Lineage: Eukaryota; Metazoa; Chordata; Actinopteri; Cypriniformes; Cobitidae.